GAACUUUUCAGUGGUCGGGCGAACGGAACGAUUUUGUGCGUAAAAGUACGCGUGAGAACUGGAGUCCAGCAAAUGUUUGAAGAGAAAAAAUAGAUGUAAGUAAGAAUAUUUUUUAAUAUGAUGUUUUAAAUUUGGGUAUCCACAUCUCGAAGACAACACACCAUUUCCCCAUUUGCAAUAUUAAUUUAGAGUUAGCUGGAAAGUAUGAUUUAUUUUUUGCUCUUUAAUUUGUUUAUUACUGUGAUUCACUUGAAUUAUUGUUCAUGUUGUGCACUUUUAAAUAGAUUAAAUGUAUGUGUAGAAAAUAGACAUCAAAGUAAAAAAUAAAUCUAUCAUCAAGAUGUUCGGGUGGUAAUGCUAAUUUAUUUUCAUCUUAAAUUUAAAUUUUUUUUGCAAAUUUAACCACAAUGCAGAGUCUGCUGUUGAAUCCUGUGCUGGUAUUUUAAUCCAGGAUAAGAAUUUUAGCAAGAUUUUGUUUGGCUCUAAAGCAUAUUUAUGCCUGUAUUUCCAGCUCUUUAAAAACAUUCACUGGAAAUCCACUCGCCUAAAGCCUCUGUCACCGUCCAGAUGCAUGUCACUAUGGAUAUGGACAAUACAAGGAGACCUAAGGAAGAGUUUUUCAAGGCAGCUCACUUGAAUGACACCAACAGCAUGAAAGCCUUAUUGAUGAGUGAAGAUUUUGACCUUUGCGUUCGAGGAGAUUUAGAAGAAACAAUCCUACACACAGCACUGUUCAAUGGCAAUAAAGAAAUAGCAGAAUUCAUUCUGGAUCGGAUACCAGCAUUGAUUGAUGAACCAAUGACGUCUGAUCAGUUCCGAGGUGAAACUCCGAUGCACAUUGCUGUUUUGAAACAAGAUAUGGAAAUGGUGAAGGAACUGUUGAAUCGAGGAGCGGAUGUGAUCACCUCACGAGCCACCGGCUCCUGCUUUGUCCCAGGAGAAGACUGCCAGUGUUACUAUGGUGAAUUUGUGUUGUCCUUUGCUGCAUGCAUUGGCAAUGAAGAGAUUGUUAGAACUCUUAUUAACCACAAUGCACCAUUAGAUGCACGGGAUUCCUUGGGCAAUACAGUUCUCCAUUUGCUGGUUCUACAAGUGGAAGCAAGCCACAUAUAUUCUAUGUACGAACUCAUUAUGUCCUUGGUGACUGAGAAGCAACAGCCAAGCCUCGACUGCAUCACAAACAACGAUGGCUACACUCCACUCAAGCUCGCAGUCGCUGAGGGACAUAUGGAGAUGUUCAACUAUUUGGUUGAAAAACAGAAGAAAACGUACUGGCGCAUGGGAACAAUUUCUUACUGUACUUAUGACCUCACGAGCAUUGAUACCUGGGAAGAUCAAAAAUCAGUUCUGGACAUCAUAACCAAAAGCAGGGACACCAAGGUUCACAAAUUCAUCGAAACCAAACCAGUGAAGGAGCUGGUGCAACAGAAAUGGAUUUCAUUUGCGAACAAGUAUUUCUUCAUGUGGAUGGUUUCCUAUAGUCUGUACAUCAUGGUAUUCACCGCCGCAAGCUUGCACCGACCAUUGAAACCAGUUCCUCAAGGACAGUUUGGCGAACAUGUUAUUAAAAUCCAGAAGACUUUAGUGGAAUCCUAUCAAACAAAGGAAGACUACCUGAGACUUCUGGGUGAACUUAUAACUGUUGUCGGGGCUUUAAUAAUACUCAUCAGUGAGCUGAUGUAUUUAUCCAAGAUAGGACUUAAAAAUUACUUGGCGAACACAUCCAAUGGAGGUCCUUAUCCAUUAUUAUUGAUCUGCUACUCACUCCUGAUUAUCGCGGCAGUUGUCAUGAGACUCCUUUCUGAAGAUGAGGAAGCUUUUCCGAUGUCCUUUGCUCUGAUCAUUGGAUGGUGCAACACAAUCUAUUUUGCCAGAGGCUUUAAAACACUUGGGAAAUUUUCCAUUUUGAUUCAAAAGAUAUUAUUUGGAGAUCUUAUGCAUUGGGGUUGUCUGGUGUUCAUCUGCAUCAUUGGAUUCACCUUCGCUUUUUACAUUCUGUUUCUCACUCUGGAUUUGGCCGAUUAUCCUUAUUUUAGAAACUUUUCAAUGACGCUGCGUACUACAUUUGAACUGAUGAUGGGAUUAUUGGAUAUCCCUCUUCCUUACGAUAAGCCAACACCAAGCAAUGUCUUCGUCAUCUAUAUCCUGUACAUGCUCUUUGUCUAUCUUCUGCUGUUAAAUUUGCUGAUAGCCAUGAUGGAUGACUCGUACUGGAGAAUAAUCUCAGAGGCCGAGCUACUGUGGAAAGUCCAGUUUGCAGCCAUUAUCCUGCUUCUGGAGCAGCGAGUGCCAGCAUUUCUGAAGGUCCGCUCCGGAAUUCCAGGAUCAUCGCUGGGCUUCGACGAUGACAAGUGGUAUAUCGGGGUUGAGGAGAUUCUCCCGGAGACUGAAGAAGAGACCAGCGCGCCAACCCAGAAAUACUACAACAUCAAAUGGGAUCGAGUCCGGAAAAACCUUGGCAAAAUCAUAAACUUGAAAGAAUCUGCUGAAUCUACCAGACUGUAGGAAACGCGGUCCAUCGCAUCUGUUGAGUUAUGUCUUUUCUUUAAAAUCGCUAAAUCUGUGUUAGUUAUUUUAAAUGAAUAGCGAGGUUAAAAAAAAAUCAACAAUUACAGUGUUGCGUCAUUGGUGAUAUUUAUUUAGACCAAGGGACUUGGACCUCUCAACCAUUUCCACUUUGGCACCAUUGCUGCCGAUUCCUCGAACAAUUUUAUGUGGGGCGGAACUGCAGAUGCUGGUUUCAACCGAAGAUAGACACAAAACG
Molecule: messenger RNA, 2764 nt
Organism: Amblyraja radiata (thorny skate)
Lineage: Eukaryota; Metazoa; Chordata; Chondrichthyes; Rajiformes; Rajidae
Product: transient receptor potential cation channel subfamily V member 6-like
Exons: 15
Coding region: 568-2505 (645 amino acids)
Biological process (GO): calcium ion import across plasma membrane
Cellular component (GO): plasma membrane
Molecular function (GO): calcium channel activity; protein binding
Source: RefSeq, a predicted model, not a curated record